Anopheles cruzii is the source of this 1764-nucleotide messenger RNA. It is a transcript of the gene Sas10, whose product is annotated as something about silencing protein 10. The coding region runs from base 34 to 1482 and encodes 482 amino acids. Gene Ontology annotation, biological process: maturation of SSU-rRNA from tricistronic rRNA transcript (SSU-rRNA, 5.8S rRNA, LSU-rRNA). The record is from RefSeq and is a predicted model, not a curated record. Gene Ontology annotation, cellular component: small-subunit processome; nucleolus. The transcript has a single exon. NCBI's taxonomy places the organism in Eukaryota, Metazoa, Arthropoda, Insecta, Diptera, Culicidae.
UUUUCAAUUUAAUAACCUCGAAGCAACUUUACGAUGUCGGAAAAAAUAAAAUUCGGAGACGUGGGCAGUGACUAUGAACCAUCCGAUUCAGAAAAUGAGUAUAGCGAUGGUGAAAAACAGCUGUUAAAGCUCAACGUUAACCGGCGUGAUCAGCAGGAAGACGACGGUUCGGAAGCGGUAUUACAGUUCGAUGACGAUGCUGAUGGCACCGACGGGGACGAUUACGAGGACGAGGACGAGGAGCCGGAUUUUGAGGAUAUCCGCAAGUUCGAGCACGACAGUGAUCUCGAUGAAGCAAACGAGGAAGACUAUUUGCCGGACCGGAAAGCGUGGGGCUCUAAGGCGAGUGCCUUCUACGGGACGGGCUAUGCUGACCGCGACUACGACAGUCUUACGGCGCAGGAGGAGGAAUUGGCCUUGUUGGAGGAACAGGAAGCGAAGGAAAUUCAAAAGCGAUUGAUGAAAGACAUGACCGAGGCCGACUUUCUUUUCGAUCCAUUCAUGUUCGAUAGCACUCAGCAGACGACCCCCACUGAAAAGUCCAAGAAAACAAAAUCCAAAAGUUCAAAGUCUGCUUCGAAGGAUUUGAUCGUUAUCGAGAAAGAUCUCUCGGAUUUAACGGAACGCCAAAAGAAGGAUCUGUUCCUGAAGGAUUCACCGGAGUUUGCGGGUCUGGUGGAGGACUGCACCAAACAGCUGAGCGAAUGCGCUGAAACGAUGGAACCGGUGCUAAAGUUUCUCCAAACACGCGAUAAGUUGGACCACCCAUUCGCACAGCUUUUGCAAAAACGCUACGAGCUCGGUUUGCUCUAUUGCAGCAACAUUACAUUUUACGUACUGCUUAAGGCGCAAAGGGUGCGCAUCCAGGCUCAUCCGCUGGUAAAACGUGUGCUACAGAUGAAGCAGUUGCUACAGGAGCUGGACCAAAAGUAUGAACUAAGCAUCAAAGGACAGGUUGAGCAGCUUAAAAAUGCAUUGGCGGCCGGCGAAGAAAUCACAUUUACCGACGAUGUAGACAAACGCAGCACCGGUGUCAUCAGAAGCCAAAAGCGCGAUCGCUUCGGUGUUUUGGAUCGAUUGGAAUCGAACCUUGCGCGAACGGCGAACGAAGAAGAAUCGACCCACGAUGAGCUGGAAGAUGGAGAUGAAAGCGAACUUGAGUCAGUUUCAACUACCAAACGGCCAAAACUUUCCGACGGCGAGGAAUUGGAAGACGGCGACGAUGGGGAAGAAGAGGAGCAAGAGGAAUCGGCUGAUGAGGUCGGAAAACGCAAGAUCACCUACCAGAUCGCGAAAAACAAGGGCUUGACGGUGCGCAAACGUCGCGAUCAACGCAACGUGCGCGUGAAGAAUAAGUUGAAGUACCGUAAGGCGUUGAUCCGACGCAAGGGGGCCAUCCGGCCAGUGCGUACCGAAACGACGCGAUACACAGGAGAAUCAAGCAUCAAACCGUUCGUGAAGCGUGGCAUUAAGUUGAAGUGAAAAAGUGGCUGGGAUUUUAUGUUAAGGAAAUAACUUUAUUCUCACAUUUUUCACGGCACUACAAAGUGAGAAAUAUAAACCCAAAUACAGACAAAAAGCGACACAGGAAAAGCAAAUAUUACGUGGAGUAGCAGUAAUGAUGGAAGAAUCCGCGAUAACGGACACAAAAUUAAUCGCGAUGUUUAUGGAUACUACGGAAUAAACCACUUCCGCAAAGAAACGCAAACGCUGCCUAUCGCACAACACGGUUGACGAUGGAAGCAAGAGAAAAGGCGGAAUAAA